Molecule: messenger RNA, 1505 nt
Organism: Vombatus ursinus (common wombat)
Lineage: Eukaryota; Metazoa; Chordata; Mammalia; Diprotodontia; Vombatidae
Exons: 7
Coding region: 52-852 (266 amino acids)
Biological process (GO): response to bacterium
Source: RefSeq, a predicted model, not a curated record
CAGGCUUCAGUACAGAACAAAUCACAUCACACUUAGGGAAGGAUCAGUAGCAUGUCACUCUCCAACCUGCUGUGGGCACUCAUAGCCUUCACCUGCCUUGAACCGGGCAUGGCACCAAGCGUCACUCAAACCCCACCAGUGAUAUAUGUACAGGAGGGGAAGGCUGUGAUUCUCAACUGCACUUACUCCACUGGUGACACUAAUUAUUAUUUGUUCUGGUACAAGCAGCUUCCUAGUGGGGAGAUGAUUUUCCUUAUACGUCAGGAUUCUUACAGCCAACAGAAUGCAAAUGAGGACCGAUAUUCUGUGAACUUCCAGAAAGCAAGCAACUCUAUCAGUCUCAUGAUCUCUGCCUCACAACUGGGGGACUCCUCAGUGUAUUUCUGUGCUCUGAGAGAUGUCUCUGGCGACCAGAGACUUUUUUGGGGUUCUGGAACAAGUCUAACUGUCAUUCCAAAUAUCACGGACCCUCAGCCAGCUCUGUACCAACUAACAAGCCCCAAGUCAAGUGACACUUCAGUCUGCCUCCUGACAGACUUUGAUUCUUCUAAUAAGUAUGCAAAUAGUAACGACUCAACAGUGCUGGAGAUGAUGACAAUGGAAUCUAAGAGCUAUGGAGCAGUGAUUUGGGGUAGUAAAUCAAGCUUCAAUUGCACAAAUGCAUUCCAGCAAAACAUCGUCAAUUUGACUCAACCAUCAGGUUCCACAUGCAAAGUCAAGGAUGUAAAGCAAAGCUUUGAAACAGAUAAAGAUUUGAACUUGAUGAACAUGUUUCUGAUUUUUCUCCGUGUCAUCUUCCUGAAGACUGCGGGAUUUAACCUGCUCAUGACACUUCGUCUGUGGUCAAACUAAAGUCUGACAAGAAAGUGGACUUCAAACUUCUAGCUCCUUUUUUCUUCAGCUGCCCCUCUCCUUUAGCAUGAAAUGGAAAUAUCUGCCAAGACCCUGAUGAAUGAGUAUAUACAUAGACUCUCUAGGCCAACAGGAGAUACCAUAGACUGGAUCCUACCAUGUAUUUGGGAUACCAAAGUGGAAAAAUCUUUCCAAAUGCCAACCCAACCUUUUCAGUUCCUUCAUUGCUGUUUUUAACCUCUGUCAUUUAAUGGAGAUGGUAAAGGCAUGACCAAAGACUUUUCUGACCAUGAAGAAAUGCUACACCUGCAUCUUCAACCCUCUUGAGAAACUUCCAGAAGAGUGGAGGAAAGAACAUUGUAGGUUCCUAAAGGUCCCUUAGAAUCUCCAAAACCCUUUAACUCCUUGGAAAAACUGCCCUCUGACUCCUCCUGCUUCCCUUCUCUACCCCUGCCCUGCAUAUAAGUGAGGAUUGUAAGAAGUUUUUAUUUUUUUAAUAGAGUUCAUUUAAAAAUCCAUUUAAUUCUUUCUAUUCUUAUGGAAGAGAUUAUAUAAUUGGAUAAGACUAACUUUACCAUGUAUCUGAGCUGCAUUGUAUUCUGCCACCUAGCCAGGUUGAUAGACUUUAUUAAAGGUGCUUUUGGAAAAGCAAA